UGCAGCCGACGAGAGAAGCAUUUCGUUCGCAUGCGUUCUCGCAGAUUGUUCUCGUCGAGUAGUAAAUCAGAAGAGUGUGUGAUUCAAUCGACGUAGGCGCGGAGUUUACUAUCCAUCUGAAAAAAAAAAACGCAGUGCUAUUUACAUUCAAGUUUAUUCUCUGUUCCCCGACUCGUCUACAGGUUCCCCGAGUUGAGCUCAAGCUUUCCCGUUGUUUCCAACUCCGGAUAAGGGACGAAUAAUCAUUUCGGACGUCAAAAUGGCAACGGAAGACCAAAACACCGAGCCCCAACCUGCGGUGGCAGCGGAACAACCUCCAGCGGAAGACAAACCUAAAGAAGUUACCAAACGAUCGAUCCGCCUGGAAACCUGGCAGAAGAUAAAGGACCAAAAGCUAACACCUCUGCGUCGGUUCUCGGUGUUCAACAAGAUUCCCAACUAUAUUGGAGCUGAAAAGGCAGCCGAACUGCUGGCCGACACCGACGAGUUCAAAAAAGCCAAAUCCAUCAAGGUCAACAUCGAUUUGGCCCAGGAACCCGUCAAGCUCGAAGUCGUCAAGGCCAAAAAGACCCUGUUCGUCCCGCCUGCACAGAAAUCUCCGAAUGUGUACGCCAAGGUCAAGAACUGCAAUCCGGACGAGCUGGAUGUGGCCACGCAAAAAAAGAUUGUCAAACUGCAAGGCGCGGAGGACACGUUCCAGGAGAUUGAUAUGCAUGGAAUUGAGAAGCUAGACAUGGUCGUGGUAGGUUCGUGUGCAGUUUCGCGACAGGGUCACCGUAUCGGCAAGGGCAACGGCUACGUCGAUUUGGACGUCGGCAUUCUGAUCCACCUGGGUGUGAUCACCAAGGACACACUGAUCGUGACCACCGUACACGACGUGCAGGUGUACGACACACUGCCGGAGAAUCUGUUCCAGAGCUACGACCUGCCGCUGGAUCUGAUCGUCACACCGACCGAGGUUAUCCGCGUGAGCAAACGACUGGCGCGUCCCGCUGGCAUCGAGUGGAAGUUGCUGUCCUCACGCAGGCUGGAAAUCGUACCGGUGCUAAAGUGCAUCAAGGAGUUUGAAGAGAAGUCCGGCAAAGAGAUCGAACUAAAGGAGGAAGACACCGAUGUGGAGAGUUACCAGCAGAAGUCGCGCCAGAACAAGCGUUCGUUCCGCCGUAAUCAGUCAGCGCAGAGACGGCGCCGGCGAUCGGACAGACGAGCAAGUGAGAAACAGCAAAAUGGGGACGGUGACAGUCACGACGAGGGAGGCGAGAAAACCGACGGCGAAGCGGCCGAAGGUGGCAAACAGGGAGGUGGCCGUCCACCGCGGAAGAAUCGUUAUCGCCGGAACACUCGUAGGUCCACGAACAAGGACACGGGAGAAUCCGCCGCGGAGAAGUCGGAGGGUGAAGAAAAGGCUGGUGGUGAUAAGGAGGCUGGAGAUGGUGAUGGCAAGAAGACCGGUCGCGAUCGCCGUCGCCGGGAGCGAAACUCCAAGAGCGACAAGAAAGGACGAGUGGAACGUGACCUGUGCAUUCGGGUUACGAACAUUACCCGCUCGAUGCGAAUCAAGGACCUGAAGCAAGAGCUGCGAACCCGAGAUUGCAAUCCGAUCUUCAUUACAUGGAACGGUUACCACGGUAAGUGUUAUCUGCAUUUCCCCAAGAAGCCAGAUCAGGCCGAUGAAGAGGUUGGUGCGGAACUACUUAAGCAGUUGGAGGAUCUGACCCUGACUGUGACACCCCGCGAAAAGGAAGGCGGUGAACCGAAGCCGGUGACCCUGAAAUGCGAGAUCAUGAAGCGGAAAGAGGGCGGCGACGGAGAUGCGGAACCGGCCACCAACGGAACCGUUCUGGAGGGAAGCCGAAUCGAAACGACCGACGUGACCGCUGUCUAAUCGGUCGAACACGAAACAACCAAGAUGUGAAGCGCGUACAGAGUGCAAAAAAUCGGAAAGAACCGACUCUUGGAGCUGCGUCCCCAAAGCGGUAAUUCGUCGUAGCCAACGUAAUCCAAAAUCUCUUUGUCGUCCACUGUUCCCCUAACAACCAGAAUUGAAUGUUUUCUCAAGAUGAAUGAUUAUUGGAAGGAGAGAAAAUCUGCUACUGCCACCGCUUUUUGCCUUGUGGGAAGCGAUCGAGUUACGAUUGAGUUCUUAUCCAGUUUAGAAACGAAACGACGGUAUGCACUACCUACCGUUGUUGCUGCACUUUCCUGCCUUUCCGGUUCACCUUUCUCCGCCGCGUCGUCGGUCGGGACGGGGGUCUGGAAGUUGCGCCGCAGGAAACAACGCAGAUGAUGUGCGUCGAGUUUACUACACGACACGACACGCGACAGACAGACAGAUGCUCUUCCGUUUCCUCCACCCAACAACCAACGCCACGCUCGUCGUGAAGCUUUUGCUGGACUUUUGCUUUACAAUUCGGCGAAGCGUGUAUUCUUUUUACCUGAUGUUCGGGGGAGGAGAAGAUGCAACAGACGUAUAUGUUGUUAAAUUAUUAUUAUUUUUGUUACUAACGCUUAAGAGAGACAAGAGAUUAUUUACCACAUUAACGAUUGUGAAUUGAUAGAAGCCUUCACCUUCCAAUAUCUCUGAAGAGACGUGAAGAAUUUCCAUUAGUUCGUGUGAAAAUUUGUACGUAGGAGAAAAGCGAAAGCCGAUGGUACGUCGAAAAUCCGAUUUUUGCCUUUCUAAGCGACAGAACGAAGAACAAGAAACGUUAGAAAAACGAUCGUGAAUUUGAAUAUGAAUGUAUGUGCGCCGUAAAUGAAAUGAAUUACAAACAUUGUGGGAACCAAAACCAAUGACGAAGAAACACUAGUGGAAAAACAAGCAAUUCUUUUUCCUGCUUAAGACGAAGAAAACAAGUUGAAAACAUAUGUUUGAAUUAUGUAAUAGCGAAAAUAACACACAGAAACAAACACACACGAAAAUGUUGUAACACAAAUGGACAAAUUUGAAAGGGAUUAACAAAUGAAGUAUAAUAUAUUUAGAAACGCUGCUAAAAGAAACUGGAAGAGACGUAAGAAGCUAGAAUGUAGGUAAGAAUCGAAGCAAUGAAAUCAACAUUUUGUAUGUCGAAAGGAAUCGAUGGUCAAUAAAAAAAAACCAAUCGUGUAAUACAUGUUUAAAGGGACACACACCCGAAAGAAGACAAGUUUAGAAGUGUAAACGCCUAUUUAUAUAAUAUUCAUUUAUGAUGUUGAUGGAAAAAUGGGAUUUUCUUCUUUGCUUCUAAAAAUAUGAAUAGAGAGAAAAAAAUGGUUGAUUCGCGGACGGCAAACAAAGCGCGCAAUGUCAUGGUCUCAUGUUUUGUACACACUAAACAUAAACCAUCGAAUUUGAUGUCACAACUUCAAAGGACAUCAAACCGAAGUACUGGCACCGAAGUCGAUGAUUUUUUAGUCAGUUGAUUAUUAUUGUUUGUAAUCAAAACAAGUUGACCACCAAUUCAAAAAUUAUCCCCGUAAAAAGCCAGAUUUGUUAAAGGAAAAUUGUGAACCGCAUGCGCGCGCAUGUCCUCGAACGAGAACAACACUAAACGAGGGAGGAGGUAGAUGUAGCACAGAUUGUGAGCCACGCGUGUGUAUAGCAGUUUAGAGUAAGAGAGAGGCGCAGCGCCCAGCCAGUUUGGAACUCUGAUCCGAUGGUGGAGAUGAAUUUUUCCUAGCAGAGAUAAAAGAAGAAGUCGAAGAAAAUCACGAAUGCUUACCUUUAUAUGCAGUGAAUCAACUUGUUAGAACGAGGAAAAAAAGAGAGGCGAUUAGACAUUGAGGAGGGUACAUUGUAAUAAUUAUAGUUUAUGGUUGAAGAUUAAGCGAGGAAACGGGCUGAUUGUGGUAAGCUUUAGCAGCAUAUGGGAAACGUUUAGAGGAAUGGAUGAUCUGUAGACAAAGGAACACGUGAGGUGCUGUGUUAGGAAAUUCAGAGAAUUUAUCAAACACUAGAAAACAUGACUGGUCGAACAUAUACGCGGCUUUCUGUUUUCAUAUGACUGUCAACCAAUUUACGGUUUCCGAUUGAAUGUCGAGAUGAAUAUUCAACAACUUCAUCGAAACAUAAAUUCAAAGACCCUGAAAGAGGUUUGAUUCUGCCUUUCAUAGGCGGCCCUAUUGUUCACUUUCAUAAUUUGGUCACUACGCGGCGCUAGUGUUCAAACCUUUCUGUGCUCCGUUUCGGGAUCUGUGAAAGUGUUUGCGAGUCGCUUAUCUUUAUUUAAUUAUCAGACCCAUAAAAAGGUGUUAUUUCCUUAGAAUCGUAACAGACAAGAUAAAUGUGGCCGGUAACGGAAGUUUUCAUGUCUGUUCAACUUUUUCCUCUAAUUGGAUAAUUGUUCAUUACCAAGUACGUAGCUUUCCAUUAACAAUCGGAACCCGAGUGAUAAAGUCGACGGCUUUCUAUAUCCAAUUCCUGGAAGAAUACCUACUUAAUUCAAAGUAUCUUGGAAAGUUUAAUUUUUGUGAACACUUCUGAGUGUUAACUUCUUAUUUGGUGAACUCUGAGUACCUCUCGAUGCCCUCACAGUCGAAAAUAAUUAAGUACAAUGUAGAAUGGUCAUCCAUUUCUCUAUUCCAGUCAAGCCCGUCAUUCCUUAGGUUCUAGGAUUAAGAUAUCGGAGUCGAUCACCAAGUGCCCGUAAAGGUUGAGCACACGUUCGUUACUAUUAUUCGCGGAAUAUGACCAUAUGUCUGUUCCCCAGGAAUGCAAAACAAAGUAUGAAACGAAGAACGCUGCUCGAUCUUCAGGACCACGCAUAAGUAAACCAGAUCGACUCCCAGCAUCCAUUUUACCUAUCAAUUAAUUCACCUUAACAUUUGAGAGCAGCCACAGUGAAUGUUUUUGUGACGUCCCCCCCAUUUAGCAGCUGAAAAUUGGGAUCACAAAAAGCAUGCUUAUUGUUGUUGUUGAGCAGUCCGUUUCACUAACCAAACCCCAACAGCUACACGAGAACAAAGUAUCCGGUAGCUGUUUCGGGGAAUUUCGUUGCACUAAUAAAAGAAAAACGUCGAUGGCAAAACAAACAAAAUCAACGCAAUAACGGAGCUUGGUCAUGCUAUCAACCUAUUACUCUUCAGAUACUUUGAUAUUAUAAAGAACAGAAACGCUAACUAACGGUUUUCUUCAUAACAAGAUUAUAAGGUAGCUCAGUAAGAGAAAAUUCAGCUAAGAAUACAACGACGACGACGACAAGAAGCCGAAAGAAUGGUCAUCAGAGUGUAAACGUUUGUAGAAUUAUUGCGCUAAGCACUCACACUCACAUGCACAUAAAUAGAACACACACACAAAUAAUGCAUGGUGUUGAAACAAGCAAAGAAAGUACACACACAAGUAAUAAACGGUUAAAGUGUAGGUUUUAAGACUUAUUUACACCUCAAAGCAAAGUAUAAGAAAGGAGGACAACUCGGGAAGACAUUUUUCUUGUGUUCGCAGCAGCGAAAGUGAUGUGGUUCCAAGUCAAAAUACAGUUCAAAAAAAAAAACGUUGGAAAAAUGUCCUUCCGAAGUGGCCCGUGUAGAAGCAUAAGAUGAUGUAUUGGAUGUUAGCAUUUUCUUUUAACAAAAAUACCAACAAAAUUGAUUUCAUAUACAUAGUAGUAGUACAAUCUGGAUUGAUGGUGUACCUCACGCAGAGAGCAAGUUACGAAAGCAUCGUUUUUUCCACGGUUUACAAACGUAGAUUUUUGAUUUAGAAAAACAAUUCGAUAUUUGUUGAAACAACUAUCCGAUGGUUGUUUCAACUAAAAGUGCUGUUGUUUCAACUUCAAUUAUUCUAAGAACAGCGACAAAAUGUUCUUUAAUCAUGAACUUUCGAAAAACAAUCGCUGCAAAAUGUUUUCCUCUGCGUGUUGACAUCAUCAGUUAAAUUCUUUUCGUUGAUUAGAACAAAAUCAUAAAAACGCAGUUUUUUUUGUUACAUUUCUUGUAGUCCACAUUCGGGACGAAACAGGAACUUGAAAUUGAUUUUUAACCCAACAUACAAAAGAACAUGCAUCCAUUUAGUAUCCUAGGGACAUAAUUUGGUACAAGCGCAAACUACGCGAAUAGUGCAGAAGCCGCCACCGUGCAAGAAGAAAAUACACAAAUGAAUAUUAUUUUGUGGACAAGAAAAAAUUAGGCCGUAAAAGAUGGGUUCAUACACCAGGGAGAGAAACGAUGUUGACUUGAGUUUCACAGAUUCCGGUUUGAUAGCAAUUCCUUCUUUCAAUGCUGUUUAUUCCGCCGAAAGAGAGAGAGAGGCGAAAAAAAACGAAACAACUGUUCAGCCAGGAAAAAGAAUUAAAAACUACCGCAGGUAGUUUCCCAAAUCCCGAAAGAACGAAAGAAAAUUCAAGAGCACAUUCAGAACGUCACGUUGACCAACUACGACAAACUUGAAACGCCGAUGGUACAGAUAAGAUGGAAAGAAGCGAACGAGAAUAUUGGAGGCUCGUUGGAAGCGAGUGGAACAAAACGAAAAUUAAAAACACGAAGACUCGAAACUCACAACAAAAAAAAAACAAGAACAAACAAUAACAAAAAACAACAACACAAAGAAAAACAACGCCCAGGGAUUAAACAUUAAAAAAAAAACGAAAGAAGCAACCAACACUCAAAACAAAACCUCUAUUAUGCAAUGACGUAGAAGAAGUGUUUAACCAUAAAUAAGCGAAAAACAAAAAGAAACAAACAAAAAACGGCAAGCGAAAUAAAAUCUAACAGAAAACAAAAACAACACACGACAGUUGGAAAAAAUUUAAUACGAUUCAAACCAAAUCAUCAUUUGUAAGAACUUGAACAAUAACAACUUUUUUGAAUAAAAUAUUUUACGCCUAA
This is a messenger RNA of Aedes albopictus (Asian tiger mosquito), 6801 nucleotides long. It is a transcript of the gene lost, whose product is annotated as methenyltetrahydrofolate synthase domain-containing protein. Gene Ontology annotation, cellular component: cytoplasm. Lineage: Eukaryota; Metazoa; Arthropoda; Insecta; Diptera; Culicidae. The transcript is spliced from 5 exons. The coding region runs from base 260 to 1885 and encodes 541 amino acids. The record is from RefSeq and is a predicted model, not a curated record.